AUGGCAGAAGAGGGAGAGCCCGGGGUGCGGCAACCGGUCAUGCCGAUCUUCAUGGGGGCUCCGUGGGCUCCGAAGUAUGGAGGCCCGGGAUCUGAGAUGAGUUUGUCGAUGUGGAAGACCCAGGUAGAGUACCUGGCAGGGCUUCAAGGUUUGAGCGCCCCACAGAAGGUCCAGUUUGUUCUAAACUCCUUGGAUGGAGAAGCGAGAAGAGAAGUUCAGGCGGCUCCGGAAGCAACCCGAGCAACUGUCCAGGCCAUUUUUGACUUUCUCACGGGACAAUAUGGAGACGCCACCCCGGUAGCUGUUCUGAGAACGAAAUUCUUCAAUUCUCGGCAAGGCCCUCGCCAAUCUGUUCGGGCAUUUACCCUACAGCUGCGGGAGCAGUUUUCUAGACUUACGGGGAGACAGGAUCAUGGCCUGGGGGGCGAAGAGGCUCUGCUCCGAGAUCAGUUUUUACUGGGGUUACGGGAGGGUCCUGUGCGCCAGAGUCUGCGGGUGCAAUUUCGACGAACACCGAAUCUAACUUUUGAAGAGCUUCGACGAGAAGCGCUGGCCCUUGAGCAUGAUCAUGCGGAGAAUGUAGAUCCCCCCAGCUGUCUAGUCACGAACGUUGGGGGCACCCCUUCGACUACUGUGGCACCCGACUGGAAGCAGGCCCUACGGGAAGAACUGAAGAGAGAUGUGCGGGAACAAAUGUCUGACCUGUCCAAAUCUUUUAUGGAGGAGCUCCGUCGAGAACGCCCCCAGUUGUCCUCUUUACCGCGGGAGCGGACUUACUCUGAUGGGAAUCGUCCCCCCGACCGCCGUCCAUCCCGACCUUCGGGCUCUCGAUUCCAGUGGGAUGAACACGGGCGUCCCAUCUGUAACGGCUGUGGAGAGCCGGGGCAUUACUUUCAGUUUCCGGCCACUGUGGGUCAAGUGGUCGGGACCCCCUCAUCAGACCCCUUCCUACCUACAUCUUUUAGGAGCCGCUUGGUGGGCUGUUGCCCGGUGGUGGUGGUUCAGGUUAAUGACCAGGAAGUACAGUGCCUUUUGGAUACAGGCUCCCAAGUGACCCUAUUCACCGAAAGCUUGGCCCAUGAGUUGUUUGGCACCGAAAGUCGACCACCUGCGGAAGCCCCCUGGUUGACGCUACGUGGGGCAAAUGGCCUCGACAUCCCGUACGUAGGAUAUCUUGUGACCGAUCUGAAGAUUCACGGGGUUGUAGUGUCUCAGAAAGGAGUGGUGGUCGUACGAGACACAUGCCUGGGGUCUCAUCGUGCCCUGAUUGGGAUGAACGUCAUUGCAGACUGUUGGGAGGAUUUGUUUCGGAGUAGACCGGCUCGGGCAGUUACAACAUCGGCCGGCCAGGAGUGGGACCGCAUCAGGGCUGACUGCCGCCGGGUAUGUCUUGCCGAACGACAGGGGGAUAGGGAAAGCACGGGAAGAGUGGCCUGCCGUUACGCCUUAUCCAUUCCAGCUCAGAGUGAGGCUGUGGUCUGGGCCAGGUUGCCCCCUCGACUUUAUAGUCCGGAAGAAUGGGUCAUGGUGGAACCUCACGAAGAUGGUCCCAAGGUGGAAGUCGCUCGAGGAUUGGCGACUGUUCGGGGGGGCCGGGUCUCAGUGCGGGUCAGGAACAUGAACCCCUUUCCUGUGCAUUUGUAUCAUCACCAACGGUUGGCCCGAGUGACCUCAGUGAGACCCCAGCAGGUUCGUGAACAGGGUGAAGUUAAUUUCAAUCGAGUGAGCCCGACAGUGGUCGAGGUGGCCCUGGCACGAGCUGGUCCGGAGGCGGGAGAGACAGGAAGAGGAAUGCCUGCCCACCUGACGGGGGAGUCUUUACGGGGUGAAGGACUAGGUGAAGAGCAAUUGGGACAACUCCAGGAGUUCUUGAGGAAGUGGCAACACUUGUUUUCCACUCAUGACGAGGACUACGGUCGCACAGAUGUGGUAAGACAUCAAAUCCCAACUGGGGACGCUGCACCCAGCCGAGAGCGUUAUCGACCCGUGCCCCCGACCUUAUACUCAGAGGUUCGCACCCUUUUACGAGGGAUGCUCGACAAGGGGAUUAUUAGAGAGAGCAGUAGCCCUUGGGCCGCCCCGAUAGUACUGGUUCGAAAGAAAACAGGUUCCUGGAGGUUUUGUGUGGAUUACCGAAGGCUGAAUCAAGUAACCAAAAGAGAUGCUUUCCCGUUGCCUCGAGUUGAAGACUCUCUUACGAGCCUCACACAAGCCACCUGGUAUUCCACUCUUGACUUGGCCAGCGGUUAUUGGCAGGUGCAGAUGGAUGAGCAUGACAGGGAGAAGACAGCGUUCACUACCCCCUUCGGCCUAUAUGAAUGGGACCGGAUGCCGUUCGGCCUUUGCAACGCCCCCGCCACAUUCCAACGGCUGAUGCAGCGUUGUCUAGGCAACCAACUGAUGGAUACCACCCUUGUCUACUUAGACGACGUUAUCGUCUACUCUCCAGAUUUCAAGUCCCAUCUUGAGCACCUAGAGCAAGUCUUCCGCUCUUUAGAGCGAUAUGGGUUGAAGCUCCAGCCAGACAAGUGCCAGCUUUUCCGAAAGGAAGUCAGAUUCCUGGGGCAUGUGGUGAGCGCGGCAGGGAUUUCAGUUGAUCCGGAGAAGGUGGUGGCAGUACAGGAAUGGGCUGCGCCCAAGACGGUGCGCCAGGUCCGUUCGUUCCUGGGCUUCGUGGGCUACUAUAGAUGAUUCAU
This is a messenger RNA of Triplophysa dalaica, 2696 nucleotides long. RefSeq lists its product as uncharacterized. The transcript is spliced from 2 exons. NCBI's taxonomy places the organism in Eukaryota, Metazoa, Chordata, Actinopteri, Cypriniformes, Nemacheilidae. Bases 1 to 2691 code for a protein of 896 amino acids. Gene Ontology annotation, biological process: proteolysis. The record is from RefSeq and is a predicted model, not a curated record. Gene Ontology annotation, molecular function: aspartic-type endopeptidase activity.